UUAAGUGCCAACAGGUAUGGCUUCUUCCACAUCCUUCCUGUCAGAAGAUCAGUUCCUGUGUUAUAUCUGUCUGGACGUGUUCACUAAUCCUGUCUCUACUUCAUGCGGACACAACUUCUGCAAAGACUGUAUCACCAAGUACUGGGAUAACAUUGACCUGUGUCAAUGUCCCAUGUGUAAACAUACUUUUGAUAAGAGACCAGAUCUCCAUGUCAACACUUUCAUCUCUGAGAUGGCUGCUCAGUUCAGGACGUCAGAGCAACUGAAAGCUACCUGCAGCCCAGACCUGAAUCCUACUAAACCUGAAGUGUCAUGUGACAUCUGUACAGGUACCAAGGUCAAGGCCCUGAAGUCCUGUCUGGUGUGUCUUACCUCUUAUUGUGAGACUCACCUGGAGCCUCAUCAGGGAGUUGCAGCCUUGAAGAAACACAAGCUGAUCGACCCUGUGGAGAACCUGGAGAACAAGAUGUGUCAGAAGCAUGAGAGACCCCUGGAGCUGUUCUGUAGGACUGACCAGACGUGUGUGUGUCUGUUCUGCACUGAGACGGACCACAAGACCCAUGACACUGUUCCUUUAGAGGAGGCAUGUAAAGUGAGGAAGACUCUGAUUAAGAAGACAGAGCGAGACAUGCAGCAGAUGAUCCAGGAGAGACUGGAGAAGGUCAAGGAGAUCAAACUCUCAGUAGAGGCCAGCAAGAGAGAUACAGAGAGAGAGAGACAUCAGAGAGUAUUCAGGCCUUCACUGCUCUGGUACGCUCCAUUGAGAGAAGCCAUGCCGAGUUCAUUGAGGUGAUGGAGGAGAAGCAGAAAUCAGUAGAGAAACAGGCUGAAGGCUUCAUCAAAGAUCUGGAGCAGGAGAUCACUGAGCUGAAGAGGAGAAGCAUUGAGCUGAAGCACCUUUCACGCAUUAAGGACCACCUCCACCUGCUCCAAAUCUUCCCUUCCCCCAGCAUCCCUCCACACACCAAGGACUGGUCUGAGAUCAGUGUCCACAGUGAUCUGAUUGUGGGGGCAGUGAGGAGACUGGUGUCUAAACUGGAGGAGACACUCAAUAACGAGAUAGAGAAGCUGCCUGGAGUCAAGCUGAAGAGGAUUCAGCAGUAUGCAGUGGAUGUGACUCUGGACUCUGAUACAUCACAUCCUGGUCUCACCCGGUCUGCGGAGGCCACCAAGGCUGUGGCGGAGAUGAACAGAUGCAUCGUGGCCACCAACCCCCUCUACAGCCAGGCUCAGCUCACCAACCGGUACAUGGCCCCCGUCAGCACCGUACCCAACCCGGGCAUCAACAUCUACCAGCCUGCCCCACCCUUGGGCUACUAUAUCCUGCAGUUCCAGAACCCUUACUUUUCAGGCAACCAGCUGGCCCAGCUCAGACCCAGCCCUCGCUGGGCCACCGGGGGAGUCCGACCUCAACGUGAGUACAGAGAACGGGACACCCAUACAGGACCACUAGUAUACUGA
Messenger RNA from Osmerus eperlanus (European smelt), 1461 nucleotides. RefSeq lists its product as uncharacterized. The record is from RefSeq and is a predicted model, not a curated record. The coding region runs from base 793 to 1461 and encodes 222 amino acids. The transcript has 3 exons. Lineage: Eukaryota; Metazoa; Chordata; Actinopteri; Osmeriformes; Osmeridae.